CACACACACGCACAAACACACACGAACACGAACGCACAAGCGUGCUCACACACACAUAAAUGAGAAAGAUUUUUAAAGAAACAAAGACACCAGCCAAGGGAUAGGUCAUGAGGCUGCGCGUGAAGCCCAGAAGUUAUGAGUUCUUGCGCAGGCUUCAGUUUUGUGAAACCCCGCCCUGCCUCAAAUCUGCGCGUGCGCAGAGGAUUUGGCGGGAAGGUCCAAGGCUUCACUUGUGCAGAUCAGUUUAGAGGCCGAGUUCAGAUCGACGAGAGCCUUAGUCCCUGGCCCCCAGUCUUUUGACUUUGGUGUGCUCUCUGAGAAAAGAUUUCUAAGCAGGAACUCAAGACUGGCUACUUUUCUGAGGUGCUAGAGGAACCCUAGUCAGUGUGCGAGCGGCAAAGCGUGGCCUCCAGAACCUGGGCGCUUCGAGGCUGAGGCUACCAUCAACAACGAUGAGUUUAAAACCAUUCACCUACCCAUUUCCAGAGACGAGGUUCCUUCAUGCAGGAACCAAUGUGUAUAAGUUCAAAAUCAGAUAUGGCAACAGUAUCAGAGGAGAAGAAAUAGAGGAUAAGGGAGUCAUCAUCCAGGAGCUGGAGGAUUCUAUCCGGGCAGUCUUAGCAAACAUGGACAGCCUGCAGCCCUUCGUUACAGAACACUUCAUUGUGUUUCCCUAUAAAAGCAAAUGGGAGAGAGUUUCCCACCUGAAGUUUAAACAUGGAGAAAUCAUCCUGACUCCCUACCCGUUUGUAUUUACUCUCUACAUAGAGAUGAAAUGCUUUGCUGAAAGUCUGCCUUCGGGGAAACCAACAGAUGAUAUUCCUCUUGAGUUGGUCCUAACUGCGAAGGAAGCAGAAGAAGCUACAAUGAGGAAACGGAAACUCAUGGAAGAGCCCAGCACCCCUAGCAGGCCAGGGCCACACAGGGCCAAGAUGGAGACAUGGAGUGAAGCUUCCAGCACUAAGAAGGCUCUGAAGGAGCACAAGAGGCCUCUGGAAGUCAAGAAGAGGAUUGAGAAAGUACAAGAGGGGUGCAUGAAGCCUUGGAGAACAAAGUGCUCUAUAAGCAAGGUAAUUGCUAUAAAGGAGCAUUUCCCUCGCGCUACCCUCCGUGCCUUCCUAUUCUUAGUUUGACACAUCAUCUCCUGUAAGAACAGUACCCACAGCUUCUUACUCAACAUAAUUACCUUUUCAUUUCAACUCGGGGCUUAGAGAGAAGCUGAGCAAAAGGAGCAUGUUUAUUGAUUUUGACUCAACGCCCAAAGACAGCCUCCGUCGCUGCCCCUGUUCCCAGGGAAAGGAUUUCUCCCAAAUUAAUGCAACCACAGUGACUGUCAGUGCAAGCCACUUGAGCUGGAAGAAUUGAAUUUGCUCCUAUGGUUCAGUGCUCGGCAUCCUCCCACCCCUUUGUGGAAAGUUUGGGUGAGAGGAACACAUACAGCCAGGGAGGAUUGUGCAUGUCUGAACACAUUGAAAAGCUUUAGCAGGGAAUGCAUAAAAGAAUACAGCACGUGUCUCAUGAGACCUGUUUGGGGGCAAAUAGGAAGGGAAGACCCUUUCUUUCUGUCCUUUUAGAUUCCAGACCCAGAGGGCCAGACUGGGAAAGGUUAAGAGAGAUUAGCAGAUAAAUGGCCCCAUGUGGACCAGACCGCUCAGGGUAUUCUCUCAGUGUGCUCCACUUGUAAGGAGGUCUGACUCUGAACUGUCGGUGGCUUUCAAGGUGUGACAGCUUGCUGGCCUUCUUCAGUGGCACCACGGUCUUCCUCAGCCUGUCUUUCUGCUCCUCAGUCUGUGCCAGUAUACUGCCUGCCAGGGAAGCAGUCUUUGUAAGAGGACUUUCCCUGCUUCCGGGAUGAGCUUUUCUCUCUCUCUCUCUCUCUCUCUCUCUCUGACCACUAAGACCCAGCCCUCAUAAAUGCUGGACUCUUCAGUCAUCUCUGCAGCAAGAUUUAAGUCCAGAAUCAUAGUUUCCUUAGGUCUGUAAGAAUUAUCCUUUCAAGAAACUAGAUCCAGGCCCUGGGAAUCUUCCUUGCUGUCCAGGAGGUGAGAAUGGCUUUCUUCCUCCUGGAGUUCUCUCGUCUGUGUAGGAAUAUUUCCCUGGGCAUGCCCACUGUAGACAUCAAUUUGAAGGGUUGGUGAAAACACUCAGAAAGAUCUACCAUUCUAACUUGAAAUGUAUGCUUAGAAUAGGAGCCAGUGCAACUUCCUAGGGACCUACUGCAACUGUCUUUCCAGCACUCUGUACUUCACCAGAAAGCAGCUCACCCAGAAUAGCACCCAUGUGCUGUACAGUCAGGCCUCAGGCUAUGCUGGGUGAGGAGAGGCCAACUGGCAGACAUUCCAAAGAAAAUGUAUGUUGUUUCUGACAAUCAGAGCAUUUACUAGAAAUGUGGACCUGUAUGAUAUCCUCUUCAAGGUACAAAUUUUUUUUUUUUUGGUUCUUUUUUUCGGAGCUGGGGAUCGAACCCAGGGCCUUGCGCUUCCUAGGCAAGCGCUCUACCACUGAGCUAAAUCCCCAACCCCAAGGUACAAAUUUCUACAAAGAAUUUCUACAAAGAGUGGCACACGGAGAUAUAAGGCUGUGUUGUAUCAUGAAGGCAUUUCCACAACUGAGGCUCCUUUUUCUGUGAUAACUCCAGCUUGUGUCAAGUUGACACAUAAAACCAGCCAAUAAACCAUCCUAGUCUACAGAGUUUCAGGAUAGCCAGGGCUACACAGAGAAACCCUAUCUUGAGAAAACGAGAGAGAGACAGAGAGAGAUUUUAUCCUUGGUCUUUUUUGUUUAGUUUUGUUUUAUUCUACUGUGUUUUGUUUUGUUGUUUCAAUAGAGCUGGGGUGAAGACUCCCAGCAGGAUACCCCAGCCUCAGAUUCCACUGCUGUCACGGAGCAGGGUAAGUUGGGGAGAUUCUUGUUUGUUUUCUUUGUGUCAGGCUCUUGUGGUAGAGCCUGGGGUAGCUUCUAACUCUUGAGCCUUCUCUUGCCUUCCCCUCCUCAAAACUGAGAUUACAGGCAUGAGCCACCAUGCCCAGCCACCCCCUGCUUCUGACAUUGAACUCAGUAGCCCAGAAAUUCCAAAGCAUUUCCUCAUGAAGUGGAAGGUUUCAAAGGAAAGCUGGAAGGGACGUGGCUCCCUUUUCUGUGGGGCUGAAGGACUAUUCUGGGAAGUGUGUUCUCUUCACCUGGGGCAUCAGCAUUAAGAUCGAAGGUGCAGCAGGGGCUGGAGCUGGAGUUCAGUUGGUAAAAUACUGAAUCCAUUCCCAUAAAGCCUCGGGGACAAUCCCCAGCACCUCAGAAAACCAGACAAGGUACACACCUGCGUCCUAGAGCUCCAAUGGUUUACCGAAAACCAAGUUAGAGGCUGGCCUGGGUUGCAUAAAAUCUUGUCUCAAAAAAUAAAUAAACUGAAGGUAUAGACAGAUGCUCUGCCUGGUCUAGGAAUGCCCAAAGAGGACUCCUUCCAGCAGUCCAAGCUUUCCUCUGAGUAAGGACACGGAGCGGGAUGCAGUUAUCCAGAUGCAGGAUGUGAGCCUGUGAAUUACUGGACAAGUUGUGGCUUCCUGUGGAAACAUGUCAGCUCUGGUGGACGGCUGAGACUUGAGCCGUAUAAAUAUCUCAAACUUGACUUUGAAAAUAUGCCAAGGUCAGAAUAGAAUCUUGCUGAGCAGAGAUGAAAUUUGGAAAGGUCAGAGCAAACAUUUCACCUGACUCUAAAGAAUUCUCGGUGUGUGCGGCUGCCCUGUGAUCUCCUCUUAGAUCAAGGAGUCCGUGGGUCAGCGUCUCUUCCCUGCCUGAGUGUUUUCCUUACAGAUCCUAUGUUGGGGCAUAGCCUGCCAGGGCUGGUUGUCCCUCCACUGGAACACAGCAAUCCACCACCACUGAAAGAGCCAGCAGCCAGAGGCUUCUUGGGGUUUCUAAGGUAAGACAGAGUUUUUGCCAUCAAACUGAAAAGCAGUCUCUGGGUUCAGUUGCUUCACUGGGUCUUGGAGGGGGAGAGAGUAGAGGAGGAGAUUCUUCCUGUGGUUUAUUUCUCAGUUCUUUCAGAGAUAGAUAACAGGAAUGGAAUUGAGAGUGAGGGCCCUGACUCAAAAGACUGGGUACUUUUUUUUUGGAGACAAGGUCUCACUACAGAACCCUGGCUGGCCUGCUCACAGAGAUCCCUCUGCCUCCGUCUCCAGAGUGCGAUGGAAGGUGUGCACCAUCGUGCGGGGUGCCCUUCCCUGGAGACAGGGCCUCCCUUUGUAACCCUGCAAGUUUUAGCUUGGGCUGCUCUGCUGUCUGUUCAUUUUUGCACAGUUCUUUCCACCCUGAGGUCCCCACAUGAGACCUGUCUCACAAAUGUUGAUUGAGCAGAAACAUCUGUCUUUCUUGGGUCAUUCAGAUGAUUUGGAGUCCAGAAUGCGUUCACUCUCCAUUCAAAUCUUGGUGUGUGUUCAGAAUCCUUUCUGCAAAGAACACUGAGCAAAUCUUUGUCUAUCUCGAUCUCAGCUAUUCUGCUGCACUUCUCUCUCCUUUAUUACCCUCUUCCGGGGAUAAUCUAAUUUGGGUGCCUUCUCAGAUGCUGUUUUGGACUUGGGUUUCCAUUCAGUGGUUCCUCAGAGCAAAAUGCCCUGGCUAAUGAAGCACGAGGGAGAAAUGAGCCACCCCCUCAGUCUCAGACCCCUCUGCUUGCAUCCUGCAGCGCCCUCUUCCCAUUUCGGUACUUCUUCAGGAAGAGCACUCAGUGAGCCCUCCAGGCACCACAGCACGGCUCAUGGGUCAGCAUAGGAAAGAAGAUGUCCCCUCUCAGUGACUCCUCCUCAGCUAUGCCACACCGCCUUUGCUUCUGUUUUCUUUUUGUCUUCUGCUUAUUUUGAGACAAGUGUUACUGUAACAUAGCCCAGGCUGGCUUCAAGUCUGUGUCUCGGCUCCCACGUGCCAUUUUUUUCUCCUAACCCCUGGUCAUGGGGAUGCUGGCACCAGACCACCGGGUCCUCGUGUGAGUUUAUCCUGUUGUUUGCCUUUGGUUUUUCUAUUUAAAACACUAAGGAGGAGGCUGGAGAGGUGUAAGUACGAUGCUAUUGCAGAGGACCUGAGCUUGGUUCUCAGGACUCACAUCAAGCAACCUACAGCGGCCUGCAGCUCCAGCUCUAUCAGGACCUUCUUCUGGCUUCUGCAGAAACUUGUGCACCCCAGCCUCCUGCCCCAUAAUUGGAAAAGCAAAACAAAACAAUGCUAAGAAGGGCCAGCAAGGUGGCCCAAUGGGUAAAGCACCUGCACCCAAACCUCAUCACCCGACUCCAACCGCCAUACACGCACCAUGGCUUGCACACCACACAAAAUAAAAUGUAAUUGUAUUAAAAGUUCUAAGAUAAAUAAAUAAAUAAAACACUAAAGAAUUCUACUGCCCUAA
This is a messenger RNA of Rattus norvegicus (Norway rat), 5389 nucleotides long. The record is from RefSeq and is a predicted model, not a curated record. Lineage: Eukaryota; Metazoa; Chordata; Mammalia; Rodentia; Muridae.